This is a messenger RNA of Microthlaspi erraticum, 333 nucleotides long. Lineage: Eukaryota; Viridiplantae; Streptophyta; Magnoliopsida; Brassicales; Brassicaceae. The record is from the annotation of a GenBank genome assembly.
AUGAUGACUCGGUGGCAUACUUGCAAGUUUCUGCAAACAAAAGACGGUAACUUUCAAUCACCAGUCUCAUCAAACUAUGAGAAAAUGAAACGAAGAACCAGAGAACAAGCAGCGUUUGCUCCUAUCAGGUUGAGACCUCAAAAGAAGAAGACGAUCAACAAAAUUAGAAGGACUUACGAAAUGUGGGGAGGGUUAGGGUUUAAUGCGAGCUCGGUAGAGCCGAGAAGUCGAGGAUUUCGACUGUUUAGUGAGAGAAUCGUGGCCGUGAACGCGAACGAGAACGGAGAAGAGCCAAUGUCGGCGUCGACGGUGGAGUAUUACGUCGGCGCGUGA